Molecule: messenger RNA, 2056 nt
Organism: Helianthus annuus (common sunflower)
Lineage: Eukaryota; Viridiplantae; Streptophyta; Magnoliopsida; Asterales; Asteraceae
Product: protein trichome berefringence-like 7
Exons: 4
Coding region: 222-1448 (408 amino acids)
Cellular component (GO): Golgi apparatus
Molecular function (GO): O-acetyltransferase activity
Source: RefSeq, a predicted model, not a curated record
AACCAAUUGUUACUCAAAACAACCAGUUGACCAAACAUCAAGAUUCUUGAUUCAAACCAUCAAUUUUCGCUUCAACUUUACUCUUUACCCUCCGAUCUUGCAUCAAUGGCCACUCUUUCUUCAGACCCACUUCUUGUUUCACAUCAAUAAUUCUAGGGUUUCAUUCAGGUGCUCAUUCUCUGUUAUUAUUAUUCCAAAGAUUUGAUCUUUAAAAAAGUCAAAUGGCCCAUAUUGUAUAUUGGAGUUCCUUUAGGUCUUCAAUCUUGAAAUGGGUAUAUAGAAAAAGAUCCAUUUUUCGGUCAUUCAACAAGUUAAAUAUGAUCAGUUCUUGUUUAUUCAUUCUGUUAACUCUAACUAUAAUCUAUGGGUAUUACUAUAUACACUUAUUCAAAGCUGUUCCACAUGUAAUUAUUGAAGAACAAACUAGCAUAAGUUCAAAAGAUUCUAACAAACCUUGUGAUCUUUAUGAUGGAGCUUGGGUUCUUGAUGAAGGCUACCCUUUAUACAAUGCAUCCGAAUGCCCUUUUGCCGAAACUAGUUUUAAUUGUUUAGCAAACGGUCGGAAAGACGACGGGUAUCUUAAGUGGCGAUGGAAGCCGAAUCGUUGCGAGGUUUCGAGGUUUGACGUUGGUGUUGUGUUGGAAAAGCUUCGUGGGAAGCGGGUUGUGUUUGUCGGGGAUUCGUUGAGUAGGACGCAAUGGGAGUCGAUGAUUUGUUUGCUUAUGAACGGUGUGGAUGAUAAGACGAGUGUUUAUGAGGUUAAUGGGAAUAAGAUAAGUAAGAAGAUUAGGUAUUUGGGUGUGAGGUUUAGUUUGUAUAAUUUUACGGUUGAGUUUUAUAGGUCGGUUUUUUUGGUGCAAAUUGGCUCCGUUCCGAGACAUUCGCCGAAGAGGGUUAGGUCGACGGUUAAACUCGAUGAGUUGGAUAAUGUUAGUUCGAAGUGGAUUGAUUCUGACGUUCUUGUGUUUAAUACGGGUCAUUGGUGGAAUCGCGCAAAGCUUUUUGAAAUGGGUUGUUAUUUUAAGGUCAACGGACGGCUAAAACUUGGAAUGUCAACAAUGGCUGCAUAUACAACAGCGUUAAACACGUGGGCUUCAUGGGUCGAAAAUAAGAUUGAUACAGACCGGACCCGUGUGUUUUUUAGGACUUUUGAGGGCAGUCAUUGGAGCGGCCCAAAGGGUCACACUUGCAAAGUCACCGAGAAUCCCUUGGUUCAAAGCAAGAGCGAAUACAGUGAAUACCGAAGUCAAUUCUCGGAUAUUAUAAGAGAAGUGGUGAAUAACAUGACGGUUCCUGUAACAGUAAUGCAUGUGACCCCCAUGGGAUCGUACCGUAGUGAUGCACACGUUGGCAUAUGGAGUGAUAAUCCAACGGUUCCUGAUUGUAGCCAUUGGUGCUUACCCGGGGUCCCUGAUGCAUGGAAUGAAAUCCUUUUUUCAUACUUAUGAAAUUUCAUAUCCAGAUUUCAAGCUUGAGAAGUUGAACUCUCUGCGCGAACGGCAUCAGAAGGCGUUUGAUCCAACUUUUUUCCGACUUUUUCGUUCUUCGUGCACUCAUCUUGUUCAUCGAUAUGCAAAUCAUCGUCAACUGUAAUCGAAACAGCUUCCGUACCAUUUGGGCCUUUCACAACAUUCUUUCUCACUUUUAAAUGCUCAUCAACAUGCACCAUUUCGUCUUUGUUAGUCGUCUUGCUGCAUUUCGCCGUGUUCAUGAUGAAACACCAAGCAACUAAAGCAAGUCCCACGAAGAAAACGCAGCCGAACGAGACAAAAACGACAACUAUGACGGUCAUUGUUGAGAUUUCUUUAGUUAGUUGAUGAGUGUGGUUAAAUUUGUAUGUUUUUUGAGAUGGGUUUGAUGUGAAAAAUAGGUUUGAAGGUUGAUUAUUUGUAGUGUAGCUAGUGAAAGUUGGGAUGUACAUGACUUUCAAGUUUUAAGGAACUUGACUUGACUUGACUCUCAUAUUAAGCAAGUAAGUUUGAUUGUAUUGUAAAACACUUCUCACAUGUUUAGAAGCCUCAUUUCAUUUCAUUGUAUUUUAUUUAUGUUUAUUUUU